AUGGAAAAGGACCUCCAGGACGCGUACGCGGCACUCCAGCUGCUGCACACGGAUCUCGCACUGUCGCGUCCUGACAAUGGACUUCUCAGAGCUCCGCCCACGCACUUGCCAAGUCAUGGAUUGUAUUCUCGUACGCCACGUAUCGAAGAGAGACAUGGUGGAAUGCUCCGGAUGUUUUCUGAAGACACGAAGUCCCGAUCACGGUCCGUGACAAUGCGGUCGGAGGACCCUUUUGCCGAAGGGACACGAGAUCGUGUUUGCACGCAAUGUGGACCCGCCGAGACGAACUCGCCCGAACUUGAUGAUUAUCAAGUCAAUGAGCUCAACGAGUUGGAAAAGUCGGCGCUCUUGACCAAACUGCAAAGCUUGACAUCGACGGUGGAACAGCAGAUGCAGACCAUGUUGGCUCAACAAGCAAGUUUUGCACUGCAGAGAGAAGAGCUGGAGACGAUGCUGGAGGAGACAGUGCACAAGCUGCAGGUGGAAAAGCGCAAAGUGGCAGAUGCAGUGCUGGAGCAACAGACGGUCAAGGAGCAGUACGAGUUCUUGGAGACUCAAGUGGAGAUCUUGCUUCGGGACAGGGAAAAGCUGCGUCAGCAACAUGUGUGGACGAUAGGUGAACUGAGAGAAGAUUGUGCCAAAUUGCAGACACGAUUGGCAAUCCCGGAGGCUGAGCGGGCUGCUGAGGCGAAGGAGUUCAAUCAAAUACAUGAAGAGAGGGGGAAGCACCACGUUCUGUCAACUGGAAACUUGGAGACGAAGCUGAAAGACGCGUACAGGCAAGUUGCAGUAUCCGAAAGUGCCCGAGCUACCGAGAAGAAGGAGUACGAGAGGAAACUUGAGAUGGCGCUGAAAAGCGUGCAGGCACAGCAACCGGGUGGAGACGAACAUGUGACGCCACACCUUGCCUGCACCGAGACUGAGCGUCACGUGCUAUCGAACGGUAGGAACAAUGAGCGCGUGAGGGUUGUAGAGAUCGCUGGACAUUACAAAACACCGGUUCAACCUGCCGUUUUAGGUAAGGAGAUCAUCAGCAGGAAAUUCGGACAGCUCAGCACGCCGACGGACUUGCAGGUGAGGAGUGCUUCGAUUGCCAAUCGUCGACCAAGUAGAAGUCACAAAAGGACCUGUGCCACUCUAAAAGCUGAUCACAGCGAAGCACGAGGCUACCUAGACGCAAGAAUUGUCAUCCGGGGACCGUCUUUGCGGUAUUGGCUCUCUCACGGCCAGAGAGACCAGGGUAAUGGGUGUUUUCUACUGCAUCUUUCGACGGCAUUAGAAGCUGUGACUGCUGCGAUUAAAGAUGGCAAAAUUCUGCCUGGCAUCCCAACCGUGCUGUGUGCGGAACCUCGCGGAAAAGCCCAGAAUGAGAAUGGCCAGCUAACCACAUGUUCCAUCUGCGCUUCACCGUUGCAUUUUAAUGCCGCACUGGAUUCGCGCAAUGGACCUGACACGAAUUCAGUUGCCGUCGAGAUCGCUUAA
Peronospora matthiolae is the source of this 1482-nucleotide messenger RNA. NCBI's taxonomy places the organism in Eukaryota, Oomycota, Peronosporomycetes, Peronosporales, Peronosporaceae. The record is from the annotation of a GenBank genome assembly.